AUGUCUGUCAGCAAGGAGGUUUGCAAAGUGGUGCCAGUUGAUCUUGACAAAGAUGACAAGUUUGCCAAAGUUCGCUCUGUUAUGUGCAUGCUGAACGAGCGAUGGCUUCGUUACUUCCCAGGUGACAUUUACUUAUCCAUUGAUGAAUCCAUGGUACCUUAUUUUGGAAGGCACGGGUUGAAACAACAUAUCCAUGGGAAGCCUAUCCGAUUCGGAUAUAAAGUUUGGAUAUUAGCUACAAGGUUAGGCUACGCUAUUCAAGCGGAACCGUAUCAGGGCAAAGCGACUGGAGCAACUAUUCCUGAGCUCGGGACCAUAAGGGUAGACAGAGUUGAGGAUGCCCCUCUUCGUAAACCUCAAGAUCUCAAGAAAGAACCAAGAGGUACUUUCCAUCAAAUAACUGACACAGACACCAACAUAACACUUGUAAGAUACAUGGACAACAGUGUUUUUACUAUAGCGUCGACAGCAACAGGCGUUCAUCCUGAGGGGAAAGCAAAGCGUUGGUCCUCUAGCAAUAAAAAACACAUCGUUGUGCCACAGCCAAACUGUGUCAAUUGGUACAAUAUGAAUAUGGGUGGGGUGGAUAGGCUAGAUGAAAAUGUAUCUACCUACCGUAUUCAUAUUCGCAACAAAAAGUGGUAUUGGCCAAUGGUUGCAUACAUGCUGAAUGUGAGUAUGAAUAAUGCUUGGAUUUUAUACAGAAUGACGCCAAAAGGAGCUGAAGAACAAUUAGAUCUUCUUUGA
Molecule: messenger RNA, 747 nt
Organism: Homalodisca vitripennis (glassy-winged sharpshooter)
Lineage: Eukaryota; Metazoa; Arthropoda; Insecta; Hemiptera; Cicadellidae
Product: piggyBac transposable element-derived protein 3-like
Exons: 3
Coding region: 1-747 (248 amino acids)
Molecular function (GO): sequence-specific DNA binding
Source: RefSeq, a predicted model, not a curated record